GAUCAUAACAUUGUAUCAGUGCAAAGUGAAAGCUUGGACGUGCGAGUCUGUUUAUUCGGUUAUGCCUUUUUUUCCCAUUUUUGUGGGAAAAGAGGAUUUGAUCUAUUUUUUACAAACGUAAAUUUAUCGCUAGCUACAGGAAAUGACUUCGCAGCGAUUUUAGGAACAAGACAGAGACCAGCUAGCUAAAUAUUUGGGAAAUUGUUAUCGACGAAAAGUGUGGAAAUCCAAGCAAAAAAGAUUGGAAGUGCUGUAUAUAGGCAGCUAGUUAUAUUGCAACUAAAUCAAUAAUGGAUUUUGAUGUGGACCAAUUUAUGGAAAGCCUUCUUCUAAGACUUACAGAAGGUCCGUCAUUUAAUGGUGAAGAAUAUAUAUUAGCAAUAGAGAAUGUCAAUAAAAAGAUCAGUGAUGUUAAAGUCCAGAUUGAUGCUGGGGAAUCAGAAUUACAAGAACACCUAAGGCAUCUUGGAUCUUCACAUGCUGCAAACUGCCAGUCAGAUCCACUAGCAUUAAAUUGUUUUCUCAACAAUGUAGUACAAGCAACAGAAAGACAUGUUGGUCUGGAAGAUUAUAUUUUAAGAGAUCUUAUAAAUUUUUGUCACCGUAAUUGCAUUACUAUUCCUUCAUCAUCUGAGGAUAAUGAUGUUUGUCAGUCAAGAAUGUCUUUAAAUUUUUGCGCAGAUGAGAUAGAAGACCAAACUAUUCAUUUGUGGGCUAAAAUUGGAAGCAGAUUAAGGAAUGGAAUCAUCAAUCUGUUGAAAAGACUGCCUCUAACAAAUAUUCAGUUUGGUCUGCCUGAAAAAAAUAAUUUGGAAGUUAGUGAUAAUCGCAGGUUGCAUUUGUUAGAACUAAUGUGCAGUUUUUAUCCUUCUGAAGAAGUUGCUGGUAUUUACUGUCAGGUGCAGUUAGGAAAACUUGAAAUUAGCAGCCAAAAUAUGAAAAAACAGUCAGUUGUAUUUGUGGGAGAUGAUGACUCUUCCAGAACAAAAGCAUUUAAAACAUUGGAAACAGUGAUAGAAGUUGAACUAUCUAUGGUGAAUGAAGACUUGCAAUUAUUCCAAUGUUUAUCUGAUCAGAAGAACAAGUAUAUAUUAUUUCAACGACUUCUUGAUAUAUACACAAAUAAUAUUAUUCAUUACCUUCGUAUAUUUGUCUGCUGUCACAUUAAAGAUUCAGGAUAUAAUUCAAGUUUAUGCAAGGAUAAUUUUAUCAUUGAAAAAUUUACUGCCAAUGAUUUGCGAAGUUUUGCAAAGUUGUUUUACAGUUUAAGCAACUGGUCUGUUACAGUGGAAAGGAUUGCUGCUGAUCUUUCACUUAAUGAAUCAGACAACAAAGCUGAUGAUUUGACAGCAAGGUCUAGUAAAAUUAAAGUGACUAGUCUGAUACAAGAUGAAAGCAAUUUCCUUGGAACCUUUCGCAUACAUGACUGGAAAGAGGAACUGAAACCCUUGGUGUCAAUUUUAAAGCAGGUUGUAUCAUCCUACAUAUACUGUGUUCGUGAGAGUGUAAUUGGGGCAAAUGCGUUGCAAGAAAAGAACAUGGAUAAAACAAUGCUAACCAAUGUUCUAAUAUCAAAUAAAGUUUUAAAGUACCAUAGCUUAUAUCCUAUCAGUGUUUCUUAUAAUUGUGGUACAUUCAUCACCUUAAUAAGUGAAAUGAUCCCUUUAACAAAAUCUGAAAAUAUUGGUGUAUUAGACGAUAUUAGAGAAGAGACAUUGAAAACUUUAGUAGAGACUAUUCAGAAUUGUAUUUCUUAUUACAGUAAGGUUGUGGUUGAAUUUAAAAGUGCACCUUCAAGCAUUGAUGUGGUUUAUCGAAACUUGUCUGAUAUCUCACUUAUGUGGACACAGUUGGAAAUAUGGGAGAAAGUUAGUGGAUGCCAUAUUAGAAGAAAUGAUUUUGUUACAGUAAGAAAGAAUCUUGAAGAUGUUAAGGAGACAUAUGUUCACCUAAUUAUUAGCUACCAUCUUGAUUUAUUAAAAAAGUCUAUUGUGUACGAUGCUCACAGCACUAAUUGGGAAGACGAUAAACCACUAUUCGAGGGAGAGAGGUGUUCGUUUCCUGUUGAAAUGUUUAAUUUUUACACUCGUAGCCUUGUACAUGACUUGCUAUCAACACUUCCUGUUUCUACAUCUCAACGUAUUAUAAAAGAAAUCUAUACAGACAUGCUAAAGUUUUUUGCUUUUCGUUAUGCAUGCAUUAAACCAUCUUAUUCAAGAUUAAAGCAAAUCAAGGCAGACAUCUUGGUGUUACUAUCAACUUUUGAAUCGAUAAUGUUCUACCUAAUUGAAAGUGCACAAGAAUAUUUUGAUGUAAAGAAUCCGUUGUUCUCUUUCUGGCAUACUCUGUGUGGAUCUUUACUUGAAGUGUUGGUUAUUCUAACUGCUCCAUUAAAUGUGAUCACUGCUUAUCUGUCAGAGUCGGUUGGGUCUGAAAACAAUAAAGAAAGUGUGGGAAUAAUUUGGUACAAGGAUAAGUGCAUCUCACCAAAGGAAUUAUAUGCUGAACGAUUAGUUACAUUUGAAAUUUUAAUCAAGCAUCCAGUGGUCAAUUGGAACUUGCUGAUCAAAUUUAUCGCUUCAAAUAAUGCUGAUUUAGCAGUUUUAAUUUGGAAAAACACAGAAUAUUUAAAGCAAGUCAGAUACUAUGAAGAUGAGACUUCAAGUUGGAAAAUGAAUGAAAUGUUCACCGGUACAAAUAUAAGUGUAGCAGAAGAAGCAUUAGUUAAAAAUAGUUACUUGAAACAUCUUUAUUACGUUCUGUUGAGAACUUCAAGUUCAUCAUAUAUUGCUUUAAUGGCAAGUUUGAUUGAGGAUGAUAAUUCGAAAAGUUUUAAAGUUUCGGAAGGUGAUGAGAUUCCUGUGUGGUUGGAACUGAUUGCAAACCAUUUAAAACCUGCUUUCUUAAGGAUUCUUCAUCCAGCCAUCGACCUUCUUCUUCAUGAAGAUGACAUAAAAGCACAACCUUCAUUCACAUUUACGAAACUUCAAACUUUACCAUGUGGCUGCCCUACUGUUGCUGAAACCGAUGGAAAGAGCUUCAAAUCUGUAGCAAGCCUUCUUCAUAGUUGUCUGAUGACAACACUAAAUAGUUUAACGGAUACCAUCACGUCCAUACCAGAUGUUAUUUGGGAGAUGCUAGCAUUUGUAAAAAGCGAGGAAAGAUUUACUGCAUCCUGGCUGAAACAAACACAUCUUGGAACCAAAAUUCUUGCUUGUCUUCUGUACUACAUUCUGUCAACAAAAGAGAUAUACAAUAACUUUAACACCAUCCCAUCUGAAGCUAGCCUUGAAAAUGUCAAAGCUUUUGCAGAAUUGUUAUGGCAUGUGGUGUACCAUCUAACACAUGAUGUAAUGGACAAUCCAAAGAUCUCGAUGUAUGUAUUUAAGGAUUUGCAAAAAACUGCAGAUAGUGUACAAGAAAAACUCUCUACGUUAGAUCACUAUUGCAACAGAAGUGAAUGCAAGCACAGUAUGGAAAAAGAAGAAGAAGAUAUUUAUCAAGCCACUUUACAAUUGGUUGAUUCUGAGGCUGGUAUGACUUCCCUGCAGUAUCUGUAUGAUAUUUUAAAGAUAAAUCAGCAAUCGAUUAGAGAAAUAUUAAGCAGACCUGAUGAGAUUAUUAAUUUUCAAGAAAUUGCAAACAACAACUUAGAAACAACAAACAACGGUUUUAAUCCGCUGGUUGAGUUUCGAAGACUUGGUAACCGCGAGUUUGUUCAUGCUGAUUUGUUAGAAGCCGAAUUAAACUGGGAACAUCUUAUACGGUGUAUAAAAAUCGAGAAAUGGAAAUUAAUGAUCCAAAACAGAUUUGAGUUUCAACCUACUUAUGAAACUAUUCUUCGAGAAGAUGAGAAAAAUGAGGUGGCAAAAAUUCAGGAAAUUUUUUGUUUACACUAAAAUAAAUUAUUUUUUUGUAAUUUUUAACCUAAAUUUCCCAAUAUAAUUGUUUUCAGCUUUUUGAAGAUAUCGAAUGUACUUAAAUUAGCUCUAACUUGUGCAUUGUCCUUUUUUAAAAAAAUGUCUUCCAAGCAACAAUUGUAUUUAAAAAUAUCGGAUGGUGUUUUUAGAUAUAUUCAA
Molecule: messenger RNA, 4079 nt
Organism: Hydractinia symbiolongicarpus
Lineage: Eukaryota; Metazoa; Cnidaria; Hydrozoa; Anthoathecata; Hydractiniidae
Exons: 23
Coding region: 291-3899 (1202 amino acids)
Source: RefSeq, a predicted model, not a curated record